AUGGAGAUCCCUAAAGUACUCAGGCUCCUCAUAGAGCUCUCCAGUCUGUUAUCCUGUCUCAGAUGUGUGGAGGCUUUCCUGGGAUCCCAGCCCAACCAAAACCAUUUGCAGAGUGCAGUGUCCAGCGUGUGUGGUGUCGGACCUCUUGGGUAUUACAAUGGCUCACUGGCGGUCACUGAGGCCGGGGCAGAGUGCCUCAACUGGGCAGAGUUCCCCGAUUAUGUUCAGCAGUACCCAGAUCGUGGCUUGGGGAACCACAACCACUGCAGGAACCCGGAUGGGGGAACUACACCCUGGUGCUUCUACCGGCUUGUGUCAGGGGCCAUCGGCUGGGCUAACUGUGACUGUAACCAAGGUGCUGUGCGGUUGGCUGAAGAUAGUAGUGUGGAGCUGUACUUCAAUGGACUCUGGGGCACCGUCUGUGCUGACUACUGGACUGACUGGGAUGCCAGUGUUGUCUGCAGGCAACUAGGUCUCAGUGAGAUUGGCUCAGCUGGGAAGAAGAGUCACCCCGGACUGUGGCCUGUUCCCCUGCACCUGCAGUCAGCAAACUGCCAUGGGGAUGAGAAAGCCCUGCUGCAGUGUGGCUAUCAUGAAGCUGCGUCAGGAGUUUGUAAGCAGGGGAGUGCCAUGGCAACCUGUGUCCCUCCAGAAGGUGUAGGUGCCCCGCUGCGUUUAGUUGGGGGAAAGGAGAGCUUUGAAGGACGAGUGGAGGUUUACCAUGAUGGCAAGUGGGGUACCAUUUGUGAUGACCAGUGGGACGACCGGGAUGCUGAAGUAGUCUGUAGGCAGUUGGGACUCAGUGGGAACCCAAAAGCCUUGUCGUGGGCUCACUAUGGGCAGGGAUCUGGCCCAAUCCUGCUGGAUGAAGUGGAAUGCUCAGGCAAUGAACUCUCACUUGACCAGUGCAAGAAGAGUGAUUGGGGACAGCAAAACUGUGACCACAUUGAAGAUGCUGGGGUCUCCUGUGACCCUUUCACAGAGGGCACUGUCAGGCUGGCUGGUGGCCGCAGCCCCAGCGAAGGCCGGGUAGAAGUUUAUUACAAUGGAGACUGGGGCACGGUGUGCGAUGAUGGCUGGACAGACCUCAGUGCCCUGGUAGUCUGCAGGCAGCUGGGCUUCAGUGGUCCUGCUACCCUGGCCUCUGAAGUGGACUAUGCUGCUGGCCAAGGCUUUAUCUUACUGGACGAUGUGGCUUGUGUGGGGACAGAGCUGUCCCUCCUGGACUGUCCCCACAGCAACUGGGGGCAGCAUGACUGCUCACACGCUGAGGAUGUGGGAGUCCGCUGUUCCCCAGAGAGCAACACAGUCAUGGAUGGCAGCCUGGGGCCUCCUGUGCGGCUCAUGGAUGGAGAAAGCACCAAGGAGGGACGAGUUGAGGUAUUCCUGAAUGGGCAGUGGGGCAGCAUCUGUGAUGAUGGCUGGACAGACAGAGAUGCUGCAGUGGUUUGCAGGCAGCUGGGAUUCAGUGGUACAGCAAAAGCCAGGGCAAUGGCUUAUUUUGGCGAAGGCCAUGGGCCCAUUCAUCUUGACAACGUAGAAUGCAGAGGCACGGAGCACACCCUGGGGCAAUGUGUGAGGCCUGACACCGGGAUUCACAGCUGCUGGCACAGUGAGGAUGCUGGUGUGAUCUGUGACUAUGUGGAAGAGACGGUCCAAGAUACCAGGAGAACAGGUCCAGAGUCUGCUGUGUGCGGGAUGCGCCUGCUUCACCGUCGUAAGAAAAGGAUCAUAGGUGGAAACAAGUCCCUCAGAGGCAGUUGGCCAUGGCAGGCCUCACUGCGGUUGAAGGGUUUUCAUCGAGAUACUCGUCUGCUGUGCGGAGCAACCCUGAUCAGCAGCUGCUGGGUAGUGACUGCAGCUCACUGCUUCAAAAGGUUUGGAAUUGAUGUGCGGCGCUACCUGCUGCGGGUGGGUGAUUACCACACAGGCGUGAAGGAUGAGUUUGAGAGGGAGCUGCCUGUGGAGCGGAUUGUCCUCCACAGGAACUACUGGGCUGGCAGCAAUGAUAACGACAUUGCCCUGGUCCGGAUGCGGGGCAGAGAGGGGCACUGUCUGUCCUUCAAUCGCCAUGUUCUGCCUGUCUGCCUGCCUGACAGGAAGGAGAAGUCCGACAUCAAUAGGCAAGCCUGCAUCAUCUCUGGCUGGGGAGACACAGGGAAGUCCUACUCAAGAACCCUGCUGCAGGGGGUGGUGCCUCUUCUCCCACGGGAAGACUGUGAGGCCCGCUAUGGGCACAAGUUCACGAACCGCAUGAUUUGUGCUGGGAACCUCUCUGAAGACAAACGGGUGGACAGCUGCCAAGGUGACAGCGGAGGGCCACUCAUGUGCCAGAGGUCAAACGGGCGCUGGGUCAUUGUGGGCAUCACCUCCUGGGGUUAUGGCUGUGGUCGGAAGGAUUCCCCAGGUGUGUACACAAAGGUCAGCAAAUACGUACCCUGGAUCAAGAAAGUGACCAAGCUAAAAUGAAAAUGUCUGAGCUCUGAGAACUUCAACAUAUGGCCCUUUUGCCCCACAGCAGCAGAAGGCUGUGGCUCCUGGCCUGUGAGUGGUGGAGAUUGGACACUGGGAAGAGACUUUUCAUGUAGAACUGGGAGAAAAACAGUUAUGGCUGAUUCUUCACAGUCUUUGGUUUCACUUUAGUCUGUGAUCUCUGAGCAGAGAAAGCAGGUGCUCACUGGUAAGA
Nestor notabilis (Kea) is the source of this 2686-nucleotide messenger RNA. RefSeq names its product neurotrypsin-like. The coding region runs from base 1 to 2469 and encodes 822 amino acids. The record is from RefSeq and is a predicted model, not a curated record. Gene Ontology annotation, cellular component: membrane. The transcript has 15 exons. Gene Ontology annotation, biological process: proteolysis. Gene Ontology annotation, molecular function: serine-type endopeptidase activity. NCBI's taxonomy places the organism in Eukaryota, Metazoa, Chordata, Aves, Psittaciformes, Psittacidae.